Molecule: messenger RNA, 1383 nt
Organism: Canis lupus familiaris (dog)
Lineage: Eukaryota; Metazoa; Chordata; Mammalia; Carnivora; Canidae
Product: peptidyl-prolyl cis-trans isomerase A-like
Exons: 4
Coding region: 169-675 (168 amino acids)
Biological process (GO): protein folding; protein peptidyl-prolyl isomerization
Molecular function (GO): peptidyl-prolyl cis-trans isomerase activity
Source: RefSeq, a predicted model, not a curated record
CGUGGGCCCCGGAGCGGGGCAGCCCCGGCGCGGGCGGGGGGCGGGGGGGCUGCGGCGGGAUCAGGCCUCCGCGGAAGCGCGGCUGGAUGAUCACCGGGACUUCACCGUCUCUUACUUUGUUAGGAAAGCCACCAGGAGUAUACCCGGAGCAGGCCUCGACGUCCAGACAUGGUCAACCCCACCGUGUUCUUUGACAUCCCCGUGGACAGCGAGCCUUUGAGCCGCGUCUCCUUCGAGCUGUUUGCAGACCAAGUUCCAAAGACAGCAGAGAACUUUCAUGCUCUGAGUACUGGAGAGAAGGGAUUCGGUUACAAAGGUUCCUGCUUUCACAGGAUUAUCCCAGGAUUUAUGUGCCAGGGUGGGGACUUCACGCGCCACGAUGGCACUGGCGACAAGACCAUCUAUGGGGAGAAGUUUGAUGACGAGAACUUCACCCUGAAGCCCGCGGGGCCUGGCAUCUUGUCCAUGGCCAACGCUGGACCCAACACCAACGAAGGUUCAACACUGGAAGAAGCUUCAAAUAACCGUAUCCUCUUAGAAUGGAACAAAGGCAUUGUGGGACAUGUGGCAGCACUUGGUGAGCCCUUGAACAUCAAAGAUGCUUAUGAGGAGAGAGAGAGAGAACAGGAGGAAAGAAAAGGAAGGAGCAAAAAUCUCAAGCUGAUUCUGUGCUGAGCACGGAGCCCCACUCAGGGCUUGAUCCCAUGACCUCAACAUCAUGACCUGAGCCCAAACCAAGAGUCUGACCCUUAACUGACUGAGCAACCCAGGCACGCUGCAACUUUCCCAUCUUGUAAAUGCCAGAGUUUCGUUACUGGUGGUUGAGUCAAGGAUAUGGGCCAUAGAGAAAUCUUGUCCUUUUUUAUUUUUUUAAAGAUUUUAUUCAUUUAUUCAUGAGAGACACAGAGAGAGGCAGAGACAAAGGCAGAGGGAGAGGCAGGCUCCUCAUGGGAAGCCCGAUGCGGGACUCAAUCCUGAAACUCUGGAGUCACUCCCUGAGCCGAAGGUAGAUGCCUAACCUCUGAGCCACCCCGGUGUCCCUGUCUUGUUUUUCUCCUUAUGAUAAUUUAACAUAGUUCAUCUCAUAGUUGUAUUCUCUUCUUUUUUUACCUCCCAAAUAUACAUAUCCUUAUCUAUGUUAUAUCCACAUGAAAUUCUGGGGAUAUUACUGAGAUUCUAAAGCACUCGAUCCAAAACUGUCAAAAAACCAAACCGGUAGUCUUUUUACAUUCUUUUGAAGUCCCAUUGACACCAAUAUCUGAUUUUCUUUCCUUUCAUCCUUUCUUUGAUUUAUUGUAUUUGACAAAUAAAUAUGUCUUUAAAAAAUGGUAAUUGUUGCUGUAAAAUAUUUCAGCAGGGAUAUUUGACAUCCUUCCACUUUUG